Messenger RNA from Chrysochloris asiatica (Cape golden mole), 2235 nucleotides. RefSeq lists its product as uncharacterized. The coding region runs from base 1 to 2235 and encodes 744 amino acids. Gene Ontology annotation, molecular function: DNA-binding transcription activator activity, RNA polymerase II-specific; RNA polymerase II cis-regulatory region sequence-specific DNA binding. Gene Ontology annotation, biological process: regulation of transcription by RNA polymerase II. NCBI's taxonomy places the organism in Eukaryota, Metazoa, Chordata, Mammalia, Afrosoricida, Chrysochloridae. Gene Ontology annotation, cellular component: nucleus. The transcript is spliced from 12 exons. The record is from RefSeq and is a predicted model, not a curated record.
AUGGAGCCCAGUAGCAGAGAGAGACGAUUGCAGGUGGUGACCGUGGAGGACAACAACCCUGUCACUUCAGUGAGCAUCUACUAUGCCUACUACACUGUGCCUACUACACAGACCACUGCCAGCGACUACUGUUCAUCCCUGGCUGAUUCCCCAGACAAGAACUCUCAGGCAAAGACCCUGCCUACAACACUCCGAGUUCAUCCCCAUCCGUCCCGGGCCCUGGAUGGAACCUCAGGAGAAGGUGGAGGCCCCGGAAGCGCCACCAAGGCAGGCAGGAAGCGGCUUAGCCUCCCGCGCCUGGGACCAGCGGGGGACCCCACUUACCCGCCCGCCACCAGAACAAAGGCCCAAACCACCUGCCGGCUCUGCGUCUGCGCAAAGAGGAAACGAAACUACAAUUCCCAGAGGGCCCCGCGUUUGCUUCCGGUUGACCAAGCGCUCGUCCCGUCCCCACCUGGAGUACAGUUAACUAGGCAACAGGGUUCCGGGCUCAAGCGCGGCUCGGAAACAUCCCGCUGGGUGCAGCCUCCCAUUUUCUACGACACAAGCGGACAGGGCCAUGCCCAGCGGAACUUGGGGCUGACCAGCCAACACCUCGGAGCCUUCUAUGGGAGCACGCUUCCGGUUGAAACAGGAAGAUCGCGAAAGCCGGCGGAUAGCAGUGAGCGCCAGCGAGCUGGGCUGUUGCCACGCACGGGUGGGCCACACGGCCCCCGCGCCUUGCUGUUGCUUCGUCGGCUCGCGUCCCCGUGUCCCGGGGGCCCGCUCCGGCCAUCAGACCCUUCAGCCGCCUGCCCGUGCCCCUCCCCGGUCUCCCGGUCUUGCUGGACCAGGCGAACCCCAGUGAGCCGCGCACAUUGGUCCUGGCGUCGGUUCGGGGUCGUCGGCCCUUUGUCCGCGAGCAAACCGGGGCGGACCUCGGCGCAGGACGAAAGCAGACGGCGUCGGGAAGCGAGUCCCGGGAAGGGCCGGUGGGCUGUGGAGCAGGUGAGCCGGCGUGAGGCCUCCUCGGAGGCCGUUCUCCCCGGCGGUCGGAGUGGCUUCUAUAGCUUUCAGUGGGAGCCGAAUCGGCGCCUUCCAGAAGGGGCAGACAGGCUUGCGUCUGGUGCCCUUAUGGACCAGUCCUGGAGGAUGGCGGCCAUCAGCCCUUGGGCCUCCUGGGCAGAGUCCACACCCUGCAUCCCCUUCACCUGCCGGGGCGUGGCCUCUCCCAGCAGAGACCUGCUACAGCCAGGAGUCAGAGCCUGGGAGCCGGCUUUGUAUCCUCAGAACCUGAGCUGGCCUGUGGAGGGGACCCUCCAGGAGGAGAGGCGCAGGGCCCCCUGGCUCCCACCAGCCCAGGGCCAGGAACCAGUGACCUUCAAGGAUGUGGCAGUGGACUUCUCCCAAGAGGAGUGGGGAUGGCUGGACCCCAUACAGAGGACCUUGUACCGCGACGUGAUGCUGGAGACCUUUGGGCACCUGCUGUCUGUGGGGAAUGAGAUCACCAAGCCUGAGGUCAUCUCCCUGUUGGAGCAAGGAGAAGAGCCAUGGACUGUGGAGAGAGACUGUCCUGCAAGCUCAUAUCCAGAUGAAUGUGAUGUCAAGUUAUGGAAGCAUAAACAUGAAAGGACUCAUUCUGGAGCAAAACCAUAUAAAUGCACAGAAUGUGGAAAAUCCUUCAGCUGGAGCUCCCAUCUUAUUGCCCAUCAGAGAACUCAUACAGGAGAGAAACCCUAUAACUGCCAGGAAUGUGGCAAAGCCUUCAGAGAACGUUCAGCCCUUACAAAGCAUCAAAGGACACACACUGGAGAGAAACCCUAUGAAUGCAAUAAAUGUGGGAAAUCUUUCAGCCAGAGCUGUCACCUUGUUGCUCAUCGGAGAAUUCACACUGGUGAGAAACCCUAUAAAUGUAAUCAAUGUGAACGAUCCUUUAACUGUAGCUCUCACCUCAUUGCACAUCGGAGAACUCAUACUGGAGAAAAACCAUACAGGUGUAAUGAAUGUGGGAAAGCCUUCAAUGAGAGUUCUUCACUUAUUGUACAUCUGAGAAACCAUACUGGAGAAAAACCCUACAAAUGUAAUCAUUGUGAGAAAGCGUUCUGUAAGAAUUCUUCUCUUAUUAUCCAUCAAAGAAUGCACAGCGGAGAGAAACGCUUUAUAUGCAAUGAGUGUGGAAAAGCCUUUAAUGGUCACUCAGCCCUAAUUCAACACCAGAGAAACCACAGUGAAGGUAAACUGUCUGGAUUGAAUUGA